AUGGCAGGCUCGAAUAGUGGCGGUUUAUCCACGCUUUCGGUGCAGUAUUUUGAUCACGCAAAAAGAACAGUUCAACGCCCAGUUGAUGACUCUGCUCUAAUCCUGGAAGCCUGGUCCCAAGGCUUUAUGACGGGUUCACUGGUCAUCAUGGCUGCGGUUACCUAUGCGAACAUGCGAUCAGGUGUUUUGCUGCACAAGCUGAUUUUACUAGAGUUGAUUCUGGCCCUAGCCCACGGAACAUUCAUAUUCGCCCCGGACCCUGUGUACGGGUGGUAUCUGGCCGCAUCCGCGAUUGGAUUAAUUAUAUCCUGGUCUUUGCACAAUGUGAUCGCGUGGAUGAAGAACAGGCCGUUCAUGGGCCGUAAACUGUCGCUCUUCUAUGUCGGCACGAUCAUCCUGGCUCAGCCAUACUGGGCAACUGAGAUUUACGCGAACUUCGCCUACUUCAAUAACAUAAAUCUUACUCUUUAUGAAAAGAUCCGCCCAUGGGAGGCACUAUUUCGCGAUCCGUGGUGGAUUUAUACAACGUGCAACCUCUUUUGGGUGGUCAAGGCACACUACAACUUUGGUUUCCUCGAGUUAGUACGCGAAUGCCCUCGAUUCGGUCUCAUGCUGGUCUCAAUGUGCCUCUCCAUUGUCUUUAUUGCCCUUGACGUUAUCAGCGUGACUGGAGCACUCAGAUCCGCCAUGCCGCUGGGAAUCAAUCCUUUUUGGAAACUAUGCUUUAUGUUCAAAUGCCUGUGCGACACCAUUAUUCUUGACGAUUUCAAAACUGCGCUUGACAAUCUAAGUGCUAGAUGGCUUGCGGAGCUUUCGAGGUCAUGGGAACAAGUAGACCAUAUCACCGCCAGAGUCCAGGGCCAAACCCAACAGAGCUCACUCUCCCAUGAUGGGCGACAGGACUCUCUUACUUUUACAACCGCUGGUGCCUCUCUAGGCUUUCCAUUCAUGUUAAUGCAGAGUCGAGCAUUCAUGAAUUUGCUUGGCCUCGAGCAAUCCCUGCCUGUGCUCCUCGAACAUGUAGAGCACGGCAGAGAUGUAAUCAUCGCUCAAUCAUAUGGCGAGAACAUCGCGAUGGUCGACCUCCAGGAUGCAUCUAUCCAUACCUGGUACCCGAUCCUGCUUGCAGACUAUACCAAGGAAUUGAUCCAGGCAAUAACAUCGUGUUUCCCCGUGUCGGCAACAUCCUACCUUACUUUCCUCAUCUUGGCUAUUGGUCGCGUUGUGGAAUGCGAGUCCGUCAUUGAUGCUUUGGGGAGCUGCUCGGAAGCACUAUACAUUGAAGCGGCUAUGAAGAUGCUCCCGUGUGCUUUUGCACACUGGCCCACGAAGCGCGCAAUGUCUGCUAUUGUUCGCCAUAUACCACCUAUGCUAUGGGCAGCCAUUUCAGGUUUAUGA
Messenger RNA from Penicillium argentinense, 1398 nucleotides. RefSeq lists its product as uncharacterized. NCBI's taxonomy places the organism in Eukaryota, Fungi, Ascomycota, Eurotiomycetes, Eurotiales, Aspergillaceae. The coding region runs from base 1 to 1398 and encodes 465 amino acids. The record is from RefSeq and is a predicted model, not a curated record. The transcript is spliced from 6 exons.